AACUACACCAAUUGUAUAAGUUCCGAUCCUAAAUAUCCAGGAAUUAUAGAGUCAACGGAGGAGUUUAAGUUUGUGGAGAGAUUGAUUCCACCUACCACAGUACCUGUUCCUCCGAAACAUGAUCACUACCCCACACCAUCAGGCUGGUGCCCACCUCGAGAUCCACCUCCUGACUUGCCCUACUUCAUCCGGCGUUCCCGGAUGCACAAUAUCCCCGUUUAUACGGAUAUCACCCACGGCAACAGGAAGAUGACUGUCAUUCGGAAAAUAGAAGGUGACAUUUGGAUGCUCGAGAAGGAUGUGAAAGAAUUCCUCGAACAGAUCACGGGCAAGACUCCCCCUACGCAAGUUAAUGAGGUCUCGAUGCACAUCCGGGUCAAGGGGUAUUUUGACAAAGAACUGAAAUCGUGGCUGAUGGAGAAAGGGUUCUGAGUCUGUCACUGUAUUCGCCAGCUGUGUCCAAAAGUGUGAUUCUGUUCACUAGGAGGAGCCUUUGUUUAAAGAAACAAACUACCUAAACCAUUGCGACUUACAGGUUGUGAUAAAAUGCAGAGCAGUCCAUUAAAUUGAUUGUUUCAGUCA
Molecule: messenger RNA, 582 nt
Organism: Rhincodon typus (whale shark)
Lineage: Eukaryota; Metazoa; Chordata; Chondrichthyes; Orectolobiformes; Rhincodontidae
Product: 39S ribosomal protein L49, mitochondrial
Exons: 3
Biological process (GO): translation
Cellular component (GO): ribosome; mitochondrial large ribosomal subunit
Molecular function (GO): structural constituent of ribosome
Source: RefSeq, a predicted model, not a curated record